Aspergillus pseudonomiae is the source of this 2227-nucleotide messenger RNA. Its product is annotated as amino acid permease/ SLC12A domain-containing protein. The record is from RefSeq and is a predicted model, not a curated record. The transcript is spliced from 2 exons. Gene Ontology annotation, biological process: amino acid transmembrane transport. Gene Ontology annotation, cellular component: membrane. Bases 57 to 1706 code for a protein of 549 amino acids. Gene Ontology annotation, molecular function: amino acid transmembrane transporter activity. NCBI's taxonomy places the organism in Eukaryota, Fungi, Ascomycota, Eurotiomycetes, Eurotiales, Aspergillaceae.
ACUAAGCCGUCUUCUACCCGAUCUGCCCCUGCCCAGUGCGACAACCUGUGUACAUUAUGGAGCCUGACUUGAAGAUGAAGGAGGAUCCACAGCUGGUCGAGGCCAAUGUCCAAGAAGGCCAAAUCAAUAGUGCGGAGGGUCUGCAACGGCGACUCGAGAACCGACAUGUUCAACUGAUCGCCAUUGGAGGCUCCAUUGGGACGGCACUGUUCGUCACUAUCGGCAAUGGCCUCGCCGCAGGGGGCCCGGCCAGUCUGCUGAUUGCAUACGUCCUGUACUGUGGGGUGCUCGCUUGUAUCAACAAUUGUCUCUCGGAAAUGAUUGUCCUGCAUCCGGUGUCCGGUGGGUUCAUCCGUAUCGCGGGCAAGUGGGUGGACGACGCCCUCGGUUUCAUGGUCGGCUGGAAUUUUUUUCUCUACGAAGCUCUCAUGAUCCCCUUCGAGAUCACCGCCAUCAACCUGAUCCUUGGCUACUGGAGAGACGAUAUCCCCGUCGCCGCAGUGUGUGUGGCAUGUAUCGUUCUUUUUGCUGCGAUCAAUGCUCUCGCCGUCGCGGCGUACGGGGAGGCUGAGUUCUGGCUCUCCUCGGGGAAGGUCAUCCUGAUCUUCAUGCUCUUUUUCUUCACCUUCAUUACCAUGGUUGGCGGUAACCCAGCUCACGAUGCAUACGGGUUUCGCUAUUGGAACGAUCCCGGCCCCUUUGCCACGCAUCGCACGACCGAUAGCCUGGGUCGGUUUGAGGGUUUCCUGGCUGCCAUCUGGUCUGCUGCUUUCUGCAUUGUGGGACCCGAAUAUAUCGCGAUGGCCGCUGCCGAGUCUAGACGGCCCCGGAUCUUUGUCAAGGCUGCCUUUAAAACCAUUUACUGGCGGUUUGUCUUAUUCUUUGCCCUAGGUGCCCUGUGUGUCGGCAUCGUCAUUCCGUGGAAUGACCCAACUCUGCAAGCCAUUCUUGCCGGGGAGAGCAAUGAGAAAGGAGGUGGUGCGUCUCCCUAUGUCAUUGCAAUGUCGAAUAUGAAGAUCCGCAUCCUGCCUGACAUCGUCAAUGCCCUGCUCAUAACGUCCGUCUUCUCGGCGGGCAACACCCUCACCUACUGCGCCACUCGAUCCCUCUACGGCUUGGCCCUCGACGGUCGGGCACCGAAAAUCCUGAGCAAGACGAAGAACGGAGUCCCUCUCUAUGCGUUUGGCGUCGUCAUGUGUUUUCCGUUCCUGUCUUUCCUACAGCUCUCCGACAACUCGUCCCAAGUCUUGACGUGGUUAGUCAACUUGGUUACGGCCGGUGCACUCAUUGACUAUCUGGUCAUCUGUAUCACGUACAUCCAGUUCCAUCGGGCAUGCAAAGCGCAGGGCAUCGACCGACAACAAUUUCCAUACUACGGCUAUUUCCAGCCGUACUGCUCCUACCUCGGUGCGGUGUGCAUGGUCCUGGUCUUACUCUUCUACGGGUAUACCGCAUUCGCGCCGUGGAAUGUGGAGACUUUCUUCCAGAAUUACACCAUGCAGAUCAUCGCCCCCAUAUUGUAUUUUGGAUGGAAGUUCGCUCACCGGACGAAGAUCCUCAAGCCGCAGGAAGUCGACUUGGUUUGGGACCGACCGAUAGUGGACUCCUACGAAGCUACCUUCACCAGUCCUGCGCCAGGGUUCUGGGCCGAAAUGAUUCAAAUGUUCCGGUUCAAACGACCGCAAGCAGAGCCGGUUAAUGUCUAGGAUGUAAGCCUUUUGGGGUACAUCGUGUGGCUACGGAAUGGGCCUUGAGCUUUCCUCGCGUCUCAAAUGGGCCCUGUUGAUUAUCAAGAAUAAAAUUGUUUAGUUUAUCCAAUGACACAGUCACACUGCACCAGACCUGUAUUCGCUGUUCCGUAGACCAAACCCCUUGUGAAGCCACCGAACUGUUGCUCGACGGGGUGUUUGAGCAUUUCAUAAGAUCAUCAAACAUCAUUUCUUGGGCCUGAGAGGCAUAACCCUACCGAGGAUGUCACUUUUGUGCUGGAAGGCUGCCUCGUAGAUAAUGGAGUAGUCUGUACUAUGGGCAAACACAGAAACUCACCAUUAAUAGAAUACAACGUGGAAACACUAGUCAGAACCCAAGAAUAUAGAGAGGUGUACGGAUGUAUGUAUGUAUGUAUGUAUAGACUUGGCUGUGAUCUCUCCAUGUCAUCCCUUCCGGGUGGGCCCGACCUUAUCCAAACACUUCCGGUUUUGCCCGACCGCCAGGAAAGCGACCGACC